This is a messenger RNA of Populus trichocarpa (black cottonwood), 1593 nucleotides long. Its product is annotated as rust resistance kinase Lr10. Gene Ontology annotation, molecular function: ATP binding; protein kinase activity. NCBI's taxonomy places the organism in Eukaryota, Viridiplantae, Streptophyta, Magnoliopsida, Malpighiales, Salicaceae. The record is from RefSeq and is a predicted model, not a curated record. Bases 176 to 1567 code for a protein of 463 amino acids. The transcript is spliced from 7 exons. Gene Ontology annotation, biological process: protein phosphorylation.
AGAUGUCCAUGAUAUUUUGUUAUAUGGAUUUGAGCUUUCAUGGUACUCAGCUUGUUGUGAUUCUGUCAAUGAGAUCCAGUAAUGCAACUAUGAUAGUACAUAUUGUGAUUCAUACGGCAUGCAAUGACAACGCAAACCUUCAAAACUCAAGUAAUUUGAUGAUUUCUUCUUUUAUAUGAACGCAGGCCUCAAUGGUGCUCCUAUCAGAGUGGCAAUAGACUUGCUGACUAAUCGCAUACUCAGUUAUCUCAUCUUUGGGCCGAUAACCAAGUAUUUUCCAAGCGGGACAUGGAUAUACUAUUCAAGAAGAGGGGGACAACCGCAUUUGGGAUUCCGAAUUUACAAAGAAUACUAUACGUAUGUUGGGACCAAGACCAUAUCUUCAGAUUUUCUCAGCAUAAUCAUAGUUUUGCUCAUAGCACUACUUAUUUUCGCUGUGAUAUUUCGUGCAAUAUUAUUCCUUUUUGGGCUUUCAUGCCUCGUGACUUAUUUAAUCUACACAUGGCGAAGAAGGCACUUAUCAAUGUAUGACACAAUUGAAGAGUUCUUGCAGAGUAAUGACAAUCUCAUGCCUGUAAGGUAUUCUUACUCAGAGAUUAAGAAGAUAACAAAUGACUUCAAGGAGAAGUUGGGUGAGGGGGGCUUUGGCUCAGUUUAUAAAGGAAAGCUUCGUAGUGGUCGUUUUGCAGCAGUAAAAAUCUUGAGCAAUUCGAAAGCUAAUGGACAAGAUUUUACCAAUGAAGUUGACACCAUCGGAAGAAUUUACCAUGUCAAUGUGGUGCAGCUUAUAGGCUUUAUCGCCGAGGGAUCAAAGCGUGGUCUUAUAUAUGAGUUCAUGCCUAAUGGUUCUCUUGAUAAGUAUAUUUUUUCUAAACGAGGUAGCGUCACAUUAAGUAAAGAGAAAAUGUUUGACAUUUCUCUUGGGAUUGCUCGUGGCAUUGAUUAUCUACAUCAAGGUUGUGAUAUGCAAAUCUUGCAUUUUGAUAUCAAGCCUCACAAUAUUCUUCUCGACGAGAAGUUUGUUCCAAAAAUUUCAGAUUUUGGAUUAGCAAAAUUGUACCCAACAAAUAAUGGCAUUGUGGCCCUUACUGCGGCUAGAGGAACAAUGGGAUACAUAGCUCCUGAAUUGUUCUACAAAAAUAUCGGAGGCGUGUCUUACAAAGCAGAUGUUUACAGUUUUGGGAUGUUGUUAAUGGACAUGAUAGGAAGAAAGAAGAACUUGAGUGAAUUGGUAGUCGAUGCAAGCCAAAUCUACUUUCCUUCGUGGGUUUAUGAGCAGGUUUGUGAAGGAAAUGACCUAGAAGUACUAGGAGACACCACAGAGCAAGAAAAGAAGAUAACAAAGAAGAUGAUUAUAGUGGCAUCAUGGUGUAUACAAUUAAAACCCGAGGAUUGUCCCUCAAUGCAUGAAGUUGUAAAGAUGCUCGAAACCGAUGUUGAAUCCCUACAAAUGUCUCCUAAACCUUUUCUCACCACCUCGCAACAAAUGCCAAAACAUGAUGACGUGGCCAAUCAAUCAGAUCCGUCAAGUUAUUGUAUAAAUUCUUCAUAUCAGUUUGGUCGUUAAUAAAUAUAUAAUUGUUUGUUCAUAAA